Molecule: messenger RNA, 1329 nt
Organism: Paraglomus occultum
Lineage: Eukaryota; Fungi; Glomeromycota; Glomeromycetes; Paraglomerales; Paraglomeraceae
Source: the annotation of a GenBank genome assembly
AUGUUUCUUCGCACGACCCGUUCCUUCCGUCCUCCAAAAUUCACAUUGGCAUCGCAAACGUCCUCUAGACUAUAUUCGACCACAAAAAACAAGGUCGCUCCUAAAGACAAAUUAAUACCUACAUCAGGAAUAUAUCCGCAUGGAUUUAAAGUAGUGGGCAUUCACAGUGGAGUAGGCAAAAAUGGGAAACGAGAUCUUGGUCUCAUAGUAUCCGACACUGUAUGUAAUGCAGCUGCCGUGUUUACUACAAAUAUAUUCAAGGCCGCACCUGUUCUAGUCAGCAAAGAAAUACUCGAAAAGAAAAACGGUCAGAACGUAAGAGCGUUAACAAUGAAUUCGGGUUGUGCAAACGCAGUCACCGGAACGAAAGGUUUGGAAAACGCCCGUAAAAUGGUAUCCACAACGUCGUCUCUGAUCGGCGAACCAGACACUUCAAUCGUAAUGUCAACGGGUGUUAUCGGCCAACACUUGCAAAUUGACAAGAUAACCAACGGCAUUCAAACUGCUUACCCUCUCCUUUCCAAUGAGCAUUCUUCCUGGUUAUCUACCGCAGAAGCAUUUAUGACCACUGACACGUUUCCCAAGCUACGUUCGCGUGAAUUCACUCUUCCCUCUGGCACAACUUAUCGUAUGGCUGGAAUUUCAAAAGGUGCCGGAAUGAUACAUCCAAAUAUGGCUACUUUGCUUUCAUUCAUAGCAACCGAUGCAGCUGUAUCUCCAACCGCGUUGAGGGCUGCGUUAAAAUACGCCGUUGACAGGUCUUUCAAUUCUAUCACUAUCGACGGCGAUAUGAGCACUAACGACACGCUGGCUAUAUUCGCUAAUGGAGCAAGUGGAGGAACCGAGAUUCGUGAUGAGCGGGGAGAAGAGUAUCUUAACUUUAGAGAUAGUUUAACUGAAUUUGCGGCCGAGUUGGCAAAGUUGGUUGUCAGAGAUGGCGAAGGUGCAACCAAGUUUGUGACUGUAAGAGUCAAGAAUGCUUCGACAUAUGAAGAGGCAAAACAGAUAGCCUCAACUAUUUCUACGUCAUCACUAGUAAAGACAGCUCUUUAUGGGCAAGACGCAAAUUGGGGCCGAAUACUUUGCGCUACUGGCUACGCUGGUGUCCAGUCAGUUGAACCUACAAAAGUUUCUGUUUCUUUCGUUCCGACUGAUGGUUCUGCUCCGUUACGACUCCUUGUCCGUGGAGAACCAGAAAAUGUAGAUGAAGACAGAGCAAGUGAGAUUUUACAGAUGGAAGAUUUGGAGAUUUUGGUUGAUUUGGGACCUAAUUACAGAAGUGAAUUUGGAGUAAUGGUUAAUGACAAGUUGAAAUACCAAAUAAAUUAG